Molecule: messenger RNA, 1101 nt
Organism: Soboliphyme baturini
Lineage: Eukaryota; Metazoa; Nematoda; Enoplea; Dioctophymatida; Soboliphymatidae
Source: the annotation of a GenBank genome assembly
AUGGGUGCGACUUUAAGUGAACCAGAAACCACCAGGGAGACGCACAGCUGUGCGAAUGGCUACGUCAAGGUUGGUUCGUCAUCUAUGCAAGGAUGGCGGAUAAGCAUGGAGGAUGCGCAUACUCAUCUGCUCGCUAUUCCGGACGACAAAGACGCGUCGUUUUUCGGAGUUUAUGACGGACAUGGCGGGGCGUCGGUGUCGCAACACGCGUCGUACAAUUUGCACAAGUUCAUCGUUCAAUCUCAAGCUUACAGGGACGGAAAUAUCACUGAAGCCAUACGCGAAGGGUUCCUGAAAAUGGAUGAUGAGAUUUUAAACAACGCUGAAAUUCGUGCCGGAUAUGCUGGAACAACGGCUAACAUCGUGAUGCUUAAGAACGACACGUUAUACUGCGGGAACGUCGGCGAUUCGCGAGCAGUCAUUAGCCACUGCGGCCUUGCGGAGGCGCUUAGCGUUGACCACAAGCCGCUGAAUGAGCCCGAAAGCGAGCGUAUCUACGCGGCGGGCGGUUUUGUGGAAUUCAACCGCGUCAACGGAAACUUAGCGAUGUCUCGCGCCCUGGGCGAUUUUAUCUACAAACAGAACGAGCAGAAAUCCCCACAGGAGCAAAUCGUCGUCGGUACUAAAUCAAGCAUAUGUGAUGUAUUUGACUCCUGUAUUGUUGUUUGUUACUCAGCCUAUCCGGACGUGAUUUCGAGGAAGAUCACUGAUGAUGACGAGUUUAUUUUGUUGGCAUGCGACGGUAUUUGGGAUGUAUUGACCAAUCAGGAGGUGAUCGACUUUUGCCGUGAUCGAAUCGCGAUUGGAAUGGAGCCGGAAAACAUCUGCGAGGAAAUGUUGCUGCAUUGUUUGGCUCCCGAUUGUCAGAUGGCCGGUUUAGGCUGCGACAACAUGACGGUGAUUUUGGUUUGCCUGUUGCAGAAUCGUCCGUAUCAAGAGCUUCAGAAAAAAUGUCAACGUCCAAGGCCGGCUUCACCAACAAACGACGAACAGGACUUCAACGUUCCUGAAGCCAAUUCCGUCGAUCACGAUCCGGAACCGAAAGAAAAUCGGGUUAGAGCAGCCAAAGUCAAACCAGUACGUGUUUAUUUCAGUCCGUAG